AUGCUGGAAGGAGAGGCUGAGCAUUGGUGGCAGGGGGUACAGCGACUGUUGCAACAAGAUGAAGGCGAUAUUCCUUGGAAUACUUUUAAGGACGAAUUUUAUAAGAAGUAUUUUCCGAGGGCAGCUCGUGAUGCUAAGGAGAUGGAACUUAUGCAGCUAAAACAGGGUAAUACAACUAUUGCAGAAUAUGCCCGUAAAUUUGAUGACUUGUGCCGUUUCUCCAAAAUCUGCCAAGGGAAUCCUGCUGACUUUGAAGAAUGGAAGUGCUUGAAGUUCGAAGGGGGCCUUCGUGAGGAUCUGAUGAGUUCAGUAGUCCCAUUGGAGAUACGAAAUUUUGCUGAGCUGGUUAAUAAGUGCAAGUUAGUGGAAGAAUAUGCUAAGAAGGUAACUGCCUCUAAAGCAAGUCGUCAAGGAUUUCCACCAAGGAACUAUAAUAGUUACAAUUGGCAACCACGAAGGACAAACUUCAAGACCCCUGGUGUGCCACAGCGAAGGAACCCACAAGCUGGUAACGCUCCUGCUCGCCCUACGAGUAGAAACGGAGGUAGACUAAGGCAGGAUAAUGGUAAACGACCCCAACAGGCACAGGUGAAUACUACAUGUAGGCAGUGUGGGAAGGAUCAUGGUAAUAGACCCUGUUUGUUUGGAACAUUCAAGUGUUAUAUUUGUAACGAACCAGGGCAUAUGGCUAAGAACUGCCCAAAGAGGUUUACCCAGAAUCUAGCGCGAACCCAGCAACAAGGUCGAGUGUUUGCUAUGACUGCUGAUGAUGCUAUGCAAUCAGACGCCCUGUUCCAAGGUCAGUGUAUUGUCAAAGAUCGAUUUCUAACUGUACUGUAUGACUCGGGUGCAUCGCAUUCCUUUGUUUCUUUAACUAUUGCUCGUGAGUUGGGACUAGAUUUCUCUGAGUUGAACUUUGAUCUGAUUAUCCAUACACCUGCAUCCCAAAAUGUUUUGACUAGUUUAGUGUGCCUGCAAGUACCAUUCACUAUUAGGAACAGAACUUUUAUACAUGAUCUAAUCUGUUUGCCUUUAUGUGGUUUAGAAGUUAUUCUAGGGUUAGAUUGGUUAUCUAAGUAUCAUGUUUUCCUUGAGUGCUAUGAAAGAACUUCUGUUAUUCCAUCUAAGGGUUUAGAUAUUAAACCAUUUUUGUCUCAUACUUUAUAUCUGAAUUCUGUAAUAGAAUUCAGCAUUGAACUUGUACCUGGAACCGGACCGAUUUCCAUAGCACCGUACCGGAUGUCACCAUUGGAACUUGCAGAGUUAAAGAAGCAAUUGGAUGAGCUACUUGGAAAGAGAUUUAUUCGUCCCAGUGCAUCACCUUGGGGAGCUCCGGUAUUGCUAGUAAAGAAGAAGGAUGGUGGAAUGAGACUUUACAUAGAUUACUGA
Molecule: messenger RNA, 1389 nt
Organism: Arachis duranensis
Lineage: Eukaryota; Viridiplantae; Streptophyta; Magnoliopsida; Fabales; Fabaceae
Exons: 1
Coding region: 1-1389 (462 amino acids)
Molecular function (GO): zinc ion binding; nucleic acid binding
Source: RefSeq, a predicted model, not a curated record